Molecule: messenger RNA, 507 nt
Organism: Hyaloscypha bicolor E
Lineage: Eukaryota; Fungi; Ascomycota; Leotiomycetes; Helotiales; Hyaloscyphaceae
Exons: 2
Coding region: 1-507 (168 amino acids)
Source: RefSeq, a predicted model, not a curated record
AUGGUACUGCAAAGAGAUGUCCAGGGCAGGGUUUACAAAUUCAAGAGCAGGUCAGAAUGCUUGGGUUUGGGCAUGCUUACUCUCGAUGUCACAGACGUGGUGCGCAGCCACAUGGUCCUCGUCCUAGGUAUUGUGCCAGGAAAGUUGGAUUAUGUGAAAGUCAUGACAAUUACCUCGACGCGGAAGGAUCAGAGCGAAUAUGUCCCUAUCUCGCCCACACCGAAGAAGGGCUUUGCAAUCCAACUUCGACUUCGAGACUACCCCGGAUGGUAUCACGGAGAUGCUGGCCUGUUCUUUACUACACUGCGAAAGAAUUCAUACCUAAAGAUUGACUCGUCCUACGAGGUACCGAUACAAAUGUUAGUCGAGGAACCAGAUUGUCUCGGCAAUCCUUUAAUGAUUUGGCCUAAAAAUCGAGGGGGUCUGGGAGAGCUUCGAGAUCAUGUUCAACGUCGUGAUUUGAUUCGCAAGAAAGAGAAGCAGAGAGAAGUGGAGGACGGUGUUUAA